Molecule: messenger RNA, 1725 nt
Organism: Drosophila subobscura
Lineage: Eukaryota; Metazoa; Arthropoda; Insecta; Diptera; Drosophilidae
Gene: Alp1
Product: alkaline phosphatase
Exons: 4
Coding region: 110-1675 (521 amino acids)
Biological process (GO): dephosphorylation
Molecular function (GO): alkaline phosphatase activity
Source: RefSeq, a predicted model, not a curated record
UGCGGUUUAGUCGGCCCGUAGACCUGCCAAAGGUUUUGUCACACGCUCUCGGACUCAAUUCUCGCAAUCGGAUCGGAACAGUCGAAAGUUCAUCAAAAUUCUGACAACGAUGCCUGGCUUUUGGUUAGCGUUCGUUUUCCACUUUGUUUUCUGCCACUGUCAGUACAAAUAUGGGCCAGAGCGCGCCUGGAACCUCCGCUCCGUGGAGGAGCUGAAGAGCAAGGAGUUCUGGUUCCACGACGCCCAGCGCACGCUCUACGAGAAGCUGUCGACGCCACCGAAUCAGUAUGUGGCCAAGAAUGUGAUCAUGUUCCUGGGCGAUGGCAUGUCCGUGCCCACCGUCACCGCCAGCCGCAUCUUUGAUGGCCAACUGAGAGGAGUUGUGGGCGAGCGGAAUCGUUUGGAGUUUGAAAAGUUCAACUUUGUGGGACUCUCAAAGACUUACUGCGCGAACAAGCAAGUCGCCGACUCCGCGUGCACGGCCUCCGCCUAUUUGUCGGGCAUCAAAGCGAAUUAUCUGACCAUCGGCGUCACGCCCGAUGUGCAGCUGAAUGACUGUGCCGGGGCCAGGCUGCCGCAGAAUCGACUCUCCUCGAUUGCCGCCUGGGCGCUGAAGGGUCGCAAGUCUGCGGGCGUGGUGACCACCACGAGGGUAACGCAUGCCAGUCCCGCUGGGGUCUACGCACACACCUCGAAUCGGGACUUUGAGAGCGACUUUGAUGUGAAUUCCUUUGGGGAAAAUGCCAGCAAGUGUCCGGACAUUGCCCAGCAGCUGAUAGAUGGGGAUGUGGGGCAACGCCUGCGGGUGAUCCUGGGCGGCGGCACCUCGAAGUUCCUGCCCAACACACAGAAGGAUGUGUAUGGCAACCCAGGGCAGCGUUUGGAUGGCAGGAACCUCAUCGAGGAGUGGCAGAGGAGCAAGCCAGGCAACGCACGAGUGGUCUUCAAUCGCACGGACCUGCUGGCCAACGAUGCGAGGAGCACGGACUUCCUUUUCGGACUGUUCAAUGCCUCGCACAUGGCCUACCACUUGGACGACAGCAUAGACACUCCCACGCUGUCGGAGAUGACGGAGUCCGCCAUCAACAUCCUUUCCAGGGAUCAUGGUGGAUAUUUUCUGUUUGUUGAGGGCGGUCGCAUCGACCACGCCCAUCAUGAGACCAAGGCCAAGAAGGCACUCGAUGAAACCGUCCAAUUCUCGAAUGCCAUUAAGAAGGCUCGUCUCCUGACGAAUCCUUGGGACACUUUGAUUGUCGUCACGGCCGACCACGGGCACACGGUGACGAUCAGCGGCUAUCCGGAUGUGAACAACAGCAUUGCCGGCCUGAACUCCGAGCUAAGCGAUGUGGACUCCAAGCCUUAUGCCACACUCUCCUACGCCAACGGUCCGGACUAUCAAAAGUUCUAUCAAUCGAAGGAUGGCGUGGUGGAACGCGUUAAUCUCACAACGUCGGACAUUGGGGACAAGGAUGCGCGUUAUCCCCACGGUGUGCCCAUGACGGAGGAGACCCAUGGUGGCGGCGACGUGGCCGUGUAUGCUCACGGUCCUUGGGCGCAUUUGUUUACCGGCGUUUAUGAACAAAAUACCAUCCCCUUUAUGAUGGGAUAUGCAUCUUGCCUUGGGCCUGGAAUUACAUACUGUGAUCUCCAGCCCAAAGUGUCUUACAAUCCAUAAUUUAUGGUUAAAAUAUGUUAAUUUAAUUUAAUAAAUGUUCGCUGUUUUAA